Pseudoliparis swirei is the source of this 2580-nucleotide messenger RNA. RefSeq names its product T-cell immunoglobulin and mucin domain-containing protein 4-like. The transcript has 6 exons. The record is from RefSeq and is a predicted model, not a curated record. Lineage: Eukaryota; Metazoa; Chordata; Actinopteri; Perciformes; Liparidae. Bases 12 to 911 code for a protein of 299 amino acids.
CUUCGGUUUAUAUGUCAGAUCAACGUAUUACAUCAUUCAUCACCGCCUCUAAAGAAGUCAACGUUGUGGGUUUUAUUCUUAUUUCCGUCUCUUUUGGGAACUUCUACUUUCACAAACACCUGAAGGAUUAUAAUCAAUCAAACUGGAUGAAGAAGAGAUCUGAUCAGACAGUUUGCCCGUGUCCCACAGCCAGUGAAGGCAGCACGGUGGUGGGUCGAGCAGGCGGAGAAGUCACUCUGUCCUGUAAAUACGACAUUGGCCUCCAGGGGGCGCUGUCCAUCUGCUGGGGGCGAGGGGCGCUGCCCGCCUCGGGCUGCGGUGGCCAGCUGCUGUCCACCGACGGGCAGCGCGUGAAGGACGGGAGCCCAGCCUCCGGCAGGUACCGGCUCCUGGGGGCCCUGGGGGCCGGAGACGUGUCCCUCACCAUCAGCAACCUGACGGGGGCCGACGAGGGCCGCUACGGCUGCAGGGUGGAGGUACCGGGCUGGUUCAACGACCACAAGAACCACCUUGACCUGAGGGUGGAGGAUGCUCCACAGACGACGUCAUCGAGCUGGACGUCGUCGCCCUGGGAGACGGCCUCUAAUGCCACAGGUCAUGUGACCUCCAGCCAGCGCCUCGCCACUUCCUCCUCCAGCAUCAUCACGGCCGAGGUCAGCAGCAGUGUGAGCCCGGUUCUGGUCUGGGUUCUGGUCUGGGUUCUGGUCGGGUCGGCGUCUCUGGUCUCAGUGGUGGUCCUCGUCAUCACGCUCAGCAGGAGGCGACUCGCCAGGAGCGCCCUGGUCCCCGGCUUGGUCCGGUUCUGGUCCUCCUCCUCCGGCCUGCAGCUCCACAGUGGAGAGUCGGCGGUGGAGAACAUCUACCAGAUGGACGAGGGCGCCAACGGAGGCGGGUAUGAGUACCUGCCCUGAGUCCCCGGAGCUCCGCCCCCCUGACCGGACGGGACAGAAAAAGGAGAACUUCAGUCCUUCAGGGGAACCAGUGAUGGACUACGACUCCCAGAUAGCAUUGCUGUCAGUAGUCCAGAUGACGUCAUCUGAAAGCCGGUGUGAUGCUAAGCUAACGUUGUAGCGGCUCCUUCACGGGAAAGACGGCCGUUAUAUUUUUUUGUCCACUGGUAGACGUCAUGAGCAGUGGCGGUGCGUCCAUAGGGGGCGCUAGGGCGCCGCCCCUCUUAAAAUUUUGAGAUGAAAAAAAGAAGAAGAAAAAAAUACAUCCUGUCAAAAAACAUGAUAUGCCAAAUCAUUUAAAGAGUAAAUAUACCGUGUUGACGUGCUAAAUGUGUGUGGGAGACCGUCAGCCUGUCAACAACCACUUAAGUUAAAUGUGACAUAAAUAAUAUAUCGUCACUCAUCAUCACGGAGAGAAGCCCCUCCCCAUUUUAGGGACACCGGCCCAACGUGUGUGUACGGCAGCGAGCAAACAUUUCAGUCGUUUCGGCAAGGACGGCUUCUCAUUGGAGGAUGAAACGUGAAUCUUGGGGCACAAAAAUUUGUGCUCUGGCCAAUGACAUCGUUUUAUUAUUUCACGUGACUGGACUAUUCGGCCAAUCAGAGACCGGUAUCGUUCCCUCAGCCAGAGAGCUCCACGGAGCAACGAGAGCAGGUAGCUAACGGAGCUGUUAGCUGGAGCUCAGUGAGUAAUGCUGUUUAGUUUCUCCUGUCUGUCGUUCCAAAGUCCUGGGACUGAAACUCUCUGGACUACAACGGGGGGAGGGGCCUAAAGAGCUGCAGACAAGUGGAAAGCACGAAUGUUAACGCAGCAUCUAGCGAACAGCAUGGAGCUAACGAGCUAACAGCAUGAAGCUAACUAGCUAACAGCAUGGAGCUAACUCGCUAACAUCAUGAAGCUAACUAGCUAACAGCAUGGAGCUAACUCGCUAACAUCAUGAAGCUAACUAGCUAACAGCAUGGAGCUAACUCGCUAACAGCAUGAAGCUAACUAGCUAACAGCAUGAAGCUAACUAGCUAACAGCAUGGAGCUAACUAGCUAACAUCAUGAAGCUAACUAGCUAACAACAUGGAGCUAACUCGCUAACAGCAUGAAGCUAAUGAGCUAACAGCAUGAAGCUAACCCUGUCUCAGACCGAACUGGCAUCGAAACACAAGGAAGAAGUUGUGAAACAGACACAUUCCCUCAGAAUGAUGGAGGCUGAUUACAGACAUGAUGACUUUAACCAGAGAGUUAUGGAGACUUUAGAGAGAGGAGCGACUCUACAGGAGAGGCUCUGUCCCCAUGGAACAUGUGAUCUGACUCUACUCUGUCCCCAUGGAACAUGUGAUCUGACUCUACUCUGUCCCCAUGGAACAUGUGAUCUGACUCUACUCUGUCCCCAUGGAACAUGUGAUCUGACUCUACUCUGUCCCCAUGGAACAUGUGAUCUGACUCUACUCUGUCCCCAUGGAACAUGUGAUCUCUGACUCUACUCUGUCCCCAUGGAACAUGUGAUCUGACUCUACUCUGUCCCCAUGGAACAUGUGAUCUGACUCUACUCUGUCCCCAUGGAACAUGUGAUCUGACUCUACUCUGUCCCCAUGGAACAUGUGAUCUGACUCUACUCUGUCCCCAUGGAACAUGUGA